This is a messenger RNA of Lottia gigantea (owl limpet), 424 nucleotides long. RefSeq lists its product as hypothetical. The record is from RefSeq and is a predicted model, not a curated record. The transcript has 4 exons. The annotation marks the transcript as partial. Lineage: Eukaryota; Metazoa; Mollusca; Gastropoda; Lottiidae.
AUGACUGCAAACUUUAUAAUACUAAUACUGACCAUGCAUGCAAUCUAUAGUCUAUAUCAAUAUUCUAUUUAUAGCUAUAGUCUUUAUCAAACUAGUGUUCAUAUUCUCAACAGUAUUGUUUGUGAAAAUGUACAUCAGGAUUAUACAGUGGUCCAGUGUAAGGAACAUCUUAUUCCUGUACAAGAUGAAUUUGAAUUUGAUAAGUUUGUUGGUAAUUGGAAUGUUUUAAAGAAAACUGUAUAUAUAUCAGGAGAUAAGAGUACAAUAUCUCAACAGAGAUACAUUAUUCAUACCAAUAAUGGUGAACUAUUGAGUGUAGAAAAAGGUUUCAGUCCUGUUAAUAGCUGUCAACCAACAGCAAUUCGUGAAUUAAACCUAGCUGAUAGAGCUGGACAUUAUACAACAGUAUAUAAUAAUAGAACAG